GCUGUCUGUUUAACCUGGAGAGAAGAAUCGAGAUGGUCAGAGCGAGAAACUAGAGCACUGCAGAUCCCACUGACAAUACCUGAAUAUAAAAGCAAGGAGAUGCCUGAACUGGAUCCUUUCCAUAUUAUUAAAGAGGAGACUGAACUGGAGCCUGUCCACAUUAAAGAAGAAGAGACUGAACUGGAGCCUGUCCACAUUAAAGAAGAGACUGAACUGGAGCCUGUCCACAUUAAAGAAGAGACUGAACUGGCGUCUGUCCACAUUAAAGAGGAAGAGACUGAACUGGAGCCUGACCACAUUAAAGAAGAGACUGAACUGGCGUCUGUCCACAUUAAAGAAGAGACUGAACUGGCGUCUGUCCACAUUAAAGAAGAGACUGAACUGGAGCCUGUCUAUGUUCAAGAGGAGACUGAACUGCAGCUUGUCCACAUUAAAGAAGAUAAGACUGAACUGGAGCCUGUCCACAUUAAAGAGGAGUCUAUUGACUUGUUUAAGGAUUCAGAAAACAUAUCAUGUGGGAAGAGCGUCAGUCAGUUAGGUAACCUAAAAACAGACCAGCGAAUCCACAAAGGAGAGAAACCACAUCACUGUACUGACUGUGGGAUACGCUUCAGAGGUUUAGGAGAUCUAAAAAAACACCAGCGAAUUCAUACUGGAGAGAAACCAUAUCAGUGUCCUGAAUGUGCAAAGAGCUUCAGUCGGUUAGAAAACUUAAAAAGACACCAGCGAAUUCACACUGGAGCAAAACCACAUCGCUGUACUGAAUGUGGGAAGAGUUUCAGAUGGUUAGGAGAUUUAAAAAAACAUCAGCGAAUUCACACUGGAGAGAAGCCGUAUCACUGCUCUGAAUGUGGAAAGAGUUUCAUUGAGUCAGGAACAUUAAAAAUUCACCAGCGAAUUCACACUGGAGAGAAACCACAUCAGUGUACUGAAUGUGGAAAGAGUUUCAGGGGGUUAGGUGAUCUAAAAACACACCAGCGAAUUCACACUGGAGAGAAGCCGUAUCAUUGUACUGAAUGUGGGGAGAGCUUCAGUGUGUCAGGAAGCCUAAAAACACACCAGCGAAUUCACACUGGAGAUAAACCACAUCACUGUACUCAAUGUAAUAAGAGAUUCAGUCGGUUAGGAAACCUAAAAAUACACCAGCGAAUUCACACUGGAGAGAAACCACAUCACUGUACUCAAUGUAAUAAGAGAUUCAGUCGGUUAGCAAACCUAACAAUACACCAGCGAAUUCACACUGGAGAGAAGCCGUAUCACUGUGUUGACUGUGGAAAGAGUUUUAUUCAGUUACAAAAUCUUAACGUGCACCAGAGAACUCACACAGGAGAAAAGCCAUGCCACUGAAUGUGGCAAGACAUUUGCUUUCUCCAGUCAAGUGAAAAAGCAUAAAUGCCAAUUUUGAAAGGGCAGAUGAAACUGAUAGAAAUCAGUAUUCCAGGCAGUAUUACAAUGGUCCCUGUUUAUGUGUCAUCCUUAGGGGAUGUAAUCAUGCGUUAGGUUAAAUGUGAGAAAGAGUGUGUGCCAAAGCACCUGUAAAAUGUGUGCUUAUGUUAUAAUCCUAAAAUGUAUUUUAUAAAACUGUGUUCAUUUAAAUGCCAAACAAAAUGUGAAAAAUGGUAAACUA
Acipenser ruthenus (sterlet) is the source of this 1627-nucleotide messenger RNA. Its product is annotated as zinc finger protein 664-like. Lineage: Eukaryota; Metazoa; Chordata; Actinopteri; Acipenseriformes; Acipenseridae. The record is from RefSeq and is a predicted model, not a curated record. Gene Ontology annotation, molecular function: RNA polymerase II cis-regulatory region sequence-specific DNA binding; DNA-binding transcription factor activity, RNA polymerase II-specific. The transcript is spliced from 2 exons. Gene Ontology annotation, biological process: regulation of transcription by RNA polymerase II. The coding region runs from base 100 to 1347 and encodes 415 amino acids.